AUGAACUUGUUUGAAAGCCAACCUUCAACACCAGUGUCCAUUGAUUCUCUUGGUCUAGACAUUGCUUACUUUAAUGGUGACAAUGCUUUACUCAAUGGUCUCACACAACAACAACAACAACAACAACAACAACCAAUCAAUGGAUCACAACAGGUUGCUUAUUUCAAUUUAUCAAGCAGUUCAUACUUCUCAACUACUUCGGAAUGGGACUCAACCUUUAUCAACACUGGCAAUCUUGUCAAUGAUGUUAAUGAUGGCUUCCUCGUUGUUGAUCAGCAAUCUGCAGAUCAUAUACACUCCGGUCUUCAACAUCAAUAUCAACAACAACAGCAACAUGAACAGCUUCAACAACAGAAUGUUGUUGUUGUUGAUAACUCUUCAAACUAUACAAUGUCACAAGUGCAAUAUGUCAAUCAAGAUUACAACAACACAAUGCAAUAUACAAUGUCCAAUGAUAUUAUCAGUGAUACGAGUACCAAUGGUUAUUCAGAGAAUAGCUCACCUGUCGAUACAUCUGGUUGCUCAUCAUCAUCAUCAUCAUCUUCAUCAUCUUCAUCUCCGCCAUCAAUGAACGUUCCAUCAUCACCGUCAUCCACUGUCCAAGCUGGCUACUCAAUGUCAUCACCGUCACAGAUGGUCAUUUCCAAUGAUCAUUCAUUCAAUGUUUCUGCCAAUGACAACAUGUCAAACAACACUCACCAUGUCGUCAACGAAUCAUCUCACACAGACUCUGAUGAGGGUGAUGACAAGAAGAGGAAGCGAGAGUUCAGACCGUUUGACCCGGAGCAUGACUAUGGUCAUCUUCUUCCAGAAGACAUACAAGUAGAGAUCACAUCCAAGCAGUUCCAAAUAUACUGCAAGAAGUUCUACAGUAAUGCAUCCAAGGAUAUCAUAAAGAUCUUGAAGAAACAAGAGAGGAAGAUAAAGAAUAGAGAGUCAGCACAGAAGUCAAGACUAUUAAAGUCUGCAACAUUGACGGGGCUCGAGGCCAAGUUGAAGGAUGAGCACGCAAAGAUUGAAGAGUUGAAACAAAAUCUACUCUAUGAGAAGAUGAAGAACAAACAUUUGGAGACGGAGAUAAAGCGUCUCAAUCCAGGUUAUGAGAUUGUAUAUCCACAGGCUCAACAUCAACCUACUAUGGCUCAAGAGACAAUACUAUCAUUGACUAGGAUGUUCACUAUUGGCGAUGGCGUGCCGAUGGUGGCCAAGGGCCAGCGUCUGGCCUGCCUCUUCCUGAUGGUCGUCGUGGUCAUCUACACCACGCCAACCUUUAUACAAAUGUCAGGCAGUGGCGUCAUAAUGCCAGUGCAGUUGAUUCGCAUGGAGAGAGAGUUGCAAUCACAACAUUCAAUGAACAAUGCACAAGUCAAGAAUAUGAUGUUCGACUCUGAUCCCAAUUGGCAAGGUCAUACCAAUGGAGACAUUACAAUCAGUGUGGGCAAACGACCGGAGCAAGGUGAUAUGGAAUCUAGCAAACAAGGCCAACAACAACAACAACAAAAGAUGCCGCACACUCAUACUGUUAUUGACAACCGGGCACGAUCUUCCGACACACGAACCAAGCUGCGACAUUCAAGCACCUUUUUCACGAGCCAAUCAUCAAUUGACGAUUCAUAUGAAGCUGCACCAGCAGCACAGGAGCAAAAGACCAUCGAGUAUACAUAUACCAAGGAUCACUUCCAUUCAACAAUGCAAUCAGAGACAGAGACGGAGAGGGACUUUGAAGCCAUGGAGAUGUGUGAGGCGCCACAUCAUUCCAACAACUCCUCGGUCAAGAUAUCAAUCAGGUCCAAGGCAAUAGAUAGAUCACCAAUGGAGGCAUUCAAGUAUGGCACCGAUCGCUCACCUGCACCACAUGCGCACGAGUUCAAUGUGGACGUGGAACUGCUGUUCAAUGGAGCCAGUGGCAUUUCCAAGUUGCUCAAGAAAGCAAACAACGGCAAACCCGUAAAGAUCAUUGCCAAUGUGUUGGAUCUCGGACAAUGCUAUGAUCAUGAUCGACUGGCUUAUACACAAGGUGGUGAUCGAGCCUCAUGA
Acytostelium subglobosum LB1 is the source of this 2037-nucleotide messenger RNA. RefSeq lists its product as hypothetical. Gene Ontology annotation, biological process: positive regulation of transcription by RNA polymerase II. NCBI's taxonomy places the organism in Eukaryota, Evosea, Eumycetozoa, Acytosteliales, Acytosteliaceae. Gene Ontology annotation, molecular function: DNA-binding transcription factor activity, RNA polymerase II-specific. The transcript has 2 exons. The coding region runs from base 1 to 2037 and encodes 678 amino acids. The record is from RefSeq and is a predicted model, not a curated record.